Messenger RNA from Podarcis raffonei (Aeolian wall lizard), 8078 nucleotides. RefSeq lists its product as uncharacterized. Lineage: Eukaryota; Metazoa; Chordata; Lepidosauria; Squamata; Lacertidae. Gene Ontology annotation, molecular function: protein binding. The record is from RefSeq and is a predicted model, not a curated record. The transcript is spliced from 32 exons. The coding region runs from base 492 to 6650 and encodes 2052 amino acids.
AUGUUGCUAUGGGUUAGCGCUGCCUGGGAAUCAGUAAACUUACUCACUUCCAUACGCCAAGAGGCAGAGAAGAAAAAUAGCGCUGGGAAGAGAGAUGGGUUUUUUGUUUGCUAUUUGGAAGCAUCUGUGGGAGAGAAAAUCCUACUACGUCAUGGGUGUUUUGUAAAUACGUGUUAUACUUCUCAAAGGCAAAUGAAGGAAAUGUGAAAUUAUAAGUUUGCAAUUGGCUGGUAAUACUUUCAGUUAUGCAGCAGUACCUGUAAUUAGAUUUGUGCCCUGCUGUCUUCUUACUAAAUCUGUUCUCUUCUUACUAAAAUUAUAACUUUGGAAGGAAGCAUAAGAAGAUGUUCGGUUAUAUGUUUUGGAGUACAACUAACUGAUUCUUAGGAGAGAGCUAAAACAAUCUGCCAAUACCCAAGAGGCAAUGAAAUAAAACUUUCCUCUAAGCUGACUUUCUACAUUUUCUGACUUUAAACAUCUGUGCAAAAACCAUGUGGGCAGCUUACACAAAAGGAAUUUUGUCUCAGAAGCCUCUACAUACAGGUGAAAAAGAAACAAUUGUUUUACCUUCAAUUCAUAAGAGACGAUUGGAUAAUAUUGUGACUCCUUCCGGUAAUUUGCAUAGCCGAGGACACUCUAGAAGCCUCCAAGAAUUGUUCUUCUCCCCACAGAUGUCACAUUCACAGAAAUAUGUGUGCAAAGAUAUUUGCUCAAAAUGGACUGGGAAACAAAAAUGUCAUUGGCAUGUACCGUAUAUGAAAAUAACUGAAGAAACAGACAUGCAAGUGAGGAAACACUUAAAGCACUGCACGUCUUUCCAUUUUGCGAAAAGCCUGAGACACACAUCAGAGGAUAAAAGUCAAACACAUGUGAGAAACCCAGAGAUGUUUAUUCUAAGGCCGGAGGCAAACAUAAAUCAGAUGAAAUGCCACUAUUCAAGUUUUAGUGUUUGUUCAAAUGAGUCACCGGAUGGGGAUAAAACUACUGAAUUGAUUGAAAAAGUUGUAAUUUCUAGACACAAAGAAACAGAAACCCAGAAAUCAAUGUAUACAAACAAAUGGCUCCUCCAAAGGCAAACAAGUGAAGAAACCCACCAUUCAGAAAACACCAAGACAACUGAUGAAAAGAAAAUUAACAGAAGGAUAAUGGAUUUAUCGAGAAGUGUGUUAUCGGGUUCUCUAAUGUUAUCAGAUGUAAAUAGUUCAGAAGAUAAAGCAGACAGAGCUGCUGUCUGUGGAUCCUCAUCAUCCAGUCUACCUCACCUGAAAACCCAGACUGAAAAAGUAAAAACCUUUCGUGCUCAUUUGCUUCAAGACCAGGGAAUAACUAAUGAAACCAAAUGCUAUCCAUGCAAGUCUUCAGAUGGCGAUACAAACAGAGCUGCCAUUAGAGGACAAAUCAAUUCUCCAUGUUUAUCCAAAAGGAAAAUCUUCAUGAUCUAUAUCUGUGGAGCCUAUCAAGAUUCAGAAGUAGAACGAAAUGCAUUAAUGGAAAAGUCCUUUCCUUGGCUGUACAAAUACUGUAAAGAGAGAGGCUGCGACUUCCAGAUGGUGGACCUGAGGUGGGGGAUAAAAGAUGGCAUCACUAACAAUCACAACAUGGCUUCCCUCCAUAUGAAGACAUUAAGGAAAUGCCAGCAGUUGGGAUUCCAAACCUUUGUUGUUUUUAUUGGGCAAAAGCAUGACGACCCCUCUCUCCCAGCAGUAAUAGCCAAGGAAGAUUUAGAGGCGAUCAAAGCCACAAUUGAACAAAUGAAGCUGAGUACCAAAAAGUCAAAGCAUACUUUGUCUAGUGGUUUGAGGGAAGAAACUCUAGUAGAUAAAAAGAAUGAAAUCCAAGGUGAUAUUAAUCAACAUGCCCUGAGCCCUAGUGUCUCAACAGAAGAACCUGAAGCUGAGACAAACAGCAAGAAGGAAUAUGAAAUGAUUAAUUCAAAUGGGCAGGAGUUUUCUAAUGCUUCUCUCCUCACCCAAAAGACUGUAGCUGAAUAUGAGAGAGAACUUCAACUUCUGGAUUGCUGGUACAGGUUGGAUGAAAACUACAUCCCUGCAGUUUACAGACUUCAACCUAUUUGCACAGUGUACCAAGAUAUCCUCAGCAAUGAUCCUACUCGCAGGCAACAAGCGAAGAACAAAUGGAUGGCGUCUUUUCAGAAACUGCAUAAGAUAUUUCAAGAAUAUGCUGCAGUUGCUCUUGGACAAGAAGCUGCCACCACACUGCUCAGAACAGUUUUGCAACAAGAAGUGGAUCAAGGAUUCCAGGUCCAGGGAAAGUGUGAGGAUCACUGUCACUGCUUCAGAAGAGACAUCACAGAUCUGCAGUCCAGUCUGUCAAGUCCCCAUGCACCAAAAUAUAUUGACGUUCACCCACUAAGACCAGAGAUCAACAAAACAACGUAUGAAGCACAUCAGAACUUUGUGAAAAGCAUUCACUCUAGGCUUCGUCACACAAAUAUCUACAGAAAAAGCAUUAACUGGGGAAGAGAUGGCAUCAGCCCCACCACCAACAGAUCCCAUGCUUACUACCUUGAGUGCCUUUGCAAUGACUUUCAGAAAAUUGUCAUCAAUCACUUCAACAGAACAAUCCAUUUGAAGAAUAUUCAAGAAAUGCUACCUAAGCAAAGAAAGCAAGUUUUUGAAACUCAUAAUGACGAUGAGGUUCUGGAACAUAUCCAGCACUGUCAGGCCUUGGUUAAAUGUCUAAUAGGAAGAGAAAUGUUUUUGUGCAAACUGAAGAAUCGUGUUGCAUCCUCGAACAGAAAGCUAGUUGUAAUUUGUGGAGAGGCUGGAUGCGGGAAAACUGCCGUCAUAGCAAAAGCCGCUUCUUUGGCUCCUAGCUGGAUAUCUGGGAACCUCAGAGUUGUAAUUCGAUUUAUUGGUGUUAGUGGUGAAAGCAGAAAUAUCCGACUGACUCUCUUCAGCCUUUGCUACCAGAUAGCUUCUAUCUACAAGGUCUCGGUUAAUUUAUCCAAGGAUUUUGAAGGAUUGGUGGAAGAGUUUCUCUCUUUACUGGAGUCUGCCACACAAGACAAACCACUUCUAAUAUGUCUGGAUGGCAUAGAUGAAUUAUCAGAGGAACAUGUUGCAGAUUUUCCUUGGAUACCUCCUGAAUUACCAAAGAAUGUGUAUUUUAUUGUUUCCACAUGCACCGAAUCAAGUUUUUCAGUCUUCAAAAAACUGGAGAAAAUAACAGCGAAAGAGAAUAUUUUACAAAUACCUCCUUUGACAUUUGGAGAAAUCAGUGAGAUGGUCAGCUCCUGGUUAGAAAAGGAUUGCCGAAGACUUUCCCAGCAACAGCAUGAUCGCCUAAUGGAAGCAUGCACAGCCUGCCCAGUACCACUUUAUGUAUACUGUGCCUAUAAGGAGACCUGUUUAUGGACAUCUUUCACACCAGAGGGAGAGGUGCGUCUUCCUCAAAAUAUACCUGAUCUGUAUUCAUGGACACUGAACAGAUUGGAAAAAUCCCACGGAGAACAAGUUGUAAAAAAGAUGGCAGCUUAUACCACACUUUCAAGAAAUGGCAUUACUCAGGAAGAGCUGCUCCACCUUAUGUCAACGGAUGAUGUGGUUAUUAAGGAAGUAGCUAAAUUCCAAAAAGUCUCAAUUUCAGCAUUCCCGCUAGUGCUGUGGUUGAAACUUUUGGAUGAUUUUGGAGACCACCUGAAAGAGCAAAGAACUGACCACACUUAUGUUUUUAAUUGGGCUCAUACAUCUCUGAGACAUGUUUGCAUGGACAGAUAUCUCAGAACACAGGAUUCCCAGGCAUCGCUGCAUGCCAUCUUUGCAGAUUAUUACCUGAACAGAAUUCCACAUAAACUCAUUGAAAUGUCUGCAUUUCAACCUUUGGCCUGGACUUUAGAAAAAGAGUCCAAGAUCAGCUACACCUUUAACGUUCGUAAGCUCCUUGGGGCUCCGUAUCACCUCAUCAAAUCUAAGAAUAUUACUGCCUUAAUCAAAGAAUGUCUCUUUAAUUAUGAGUUUCUCUUAUACAAAGCCUGGGCUUCAUCAGUUAUCAGCAUUGAAGCGGAUCUAAGAGCAGCUAUCGAUGCAGACAGGACUAUACGUGACUUAACUUUAUUAAGUGAAGCGCUCAAGUUAUCCAAGAAAGUUUUACUACAAGACCCUUGUCAGUUGGCUUCACAGCUUAUAGGCCGCCUUCAUCGUAUUGUUGCAGCAGAUAAACCAGUGGCCCCAGGUGAUCCCAAAAAAUAUCCCUAUCUGCCAGCUCUUUUGUCCCAGUGUCGGAAAUCUUCUAUUCCUGUUCUUCUACCUUCAACAGCCUGCCUUAUAGAACCUGGUAGACUUCUCUGCGACCUUCUGAGAGGUCACUUGGACAGAAUUGUAGCAAUUGGAGAAACCCAGGAAGAACUCACUGUUGCAACAGUCUCCAGUGAUGGCACUCUGAAAUUGUGGGAUUUGAGGGUCGGCAAAGCUGUCUUCACUCUGCAUGGAGUUGGGAAUAAUAUCAGUGCAAUUGCAGUGUGUCUGGAGAACAGACUGGUGGCUGUGUCUGACAAAAGCACCAUUAAAAUCUGGGAUCUUUCCCUGGAAAAAGUGGUAUAUGCAACUGGCGAGUUUGUUGGUACUCCAAUACUAACAUCUGCAAUGAAUGGGCACCUCUUACUGGUGUUUUUUAAUGGCAGCCACAUGGUUAAGGUUUUUGAUCUUGCUCAUUCCUGUCAGUUGCUCCAUGAGGUAUACCUUUCUACAGAGGAAGAGCCUAUCUGCAAGACUAAUUCCAUUUUGGUAUCCAAAAAUUCAGUAAAAGAUUAUGUUCUCUGUGCCUUUAGGAGUGGAAGUGAAGCCAUGGUCUUUAGUGGCAAAAAGGGGAAAGUAGUUGCUAAGCUGAAAAGCCAAGAACCAGUGGCAGCUGCUGAGGAUGUUGCUGUAACUAAGGAAUAUUUCCUAGUGAUCUUCAGGUGUCCCUUCAUGAAACAGCGUGAGAUUGUGCAUAUAGAGCUCUACAACGUCCACACUUUUGCCUAUGCUCACAAUCUGAAGGGAUGCUGCAAUGAUUAUAUUCACAUUUUUGCUGUGAAUCAUUUGGGCUCUCACCUGCUGGCGUUCAGCCCCAUCCCAAACACCAAUACCACUGAAAUAGUGUCGUGGAACCUGGAAUCUGAAGACCACAAGCACUUGGUGAAGUUUCCUUCAGUCCCAGCUGGUGGUGUAUGCUCUGACCUUCGGUACUGUUUAACAUUCUGUGAUGGAGACAAUCAUCUUCAAUCUUGGAAUUUAGCUUCCAAGAUCAAUGACCAGUCAUUGACAGUCACUGCAAGUAAAGCCAAGAAAACAAAUGGUAUUCGUGAUAUUCUAACAAUGGAGAACUAUCCUAGGUAUGCCAUGUGCAGAAACACAAGUCCAGGGGUCAUAACAGUGUGGAACAUCAUGAAAUCAAAGUGUAAACACAAUGCUGUGAGAGUGGAGAGGGGAUUGCUAGAGAAUACGGAUAUAGUUCUGGUCAGAGACAUGAAACUUUAUGUCCUUACAGACAAAGGAAUGGCCUCUUUUGCAGAUCCUCCGAGACCCAUUUUCCAGACUCUUUUAGUUUAUGACCUCCUGAAAAAAAAGUACAUAAGGAAGCAGACUGGCCUUUACAUCAUUCCCUGCCCAAAUAAUGAGUAUAAGAUCCUUGAAGGAGGACUUCUACUUGGACUUUCAGAGAACAGAGACCAUUUUAUUACUUGGAACUUGGAAACUGGAUUUAUUAAGGAUCGAUUAAGGCCAGAAUACAAGGACAAAUUUUCAUCGCAAGCUGCGAAACCUAACCGUUCCUUGUCCAGGGAAAACAUGAAACAAUGCAAAGGAGUCUUGCCUAACAGAACAACAGCAGUGUUACAGCUUCCAUGGGAAAGGCGAAAUGAAACAAUGACAGGAAAGAGACGGAAGAAGGAAAAGGCAGCGAAAAUGGAGAGGGAAAUGCUGCAGCAACUUGCUGAUGAAAAGAGCAAUGCCAUUGACCAGUUCCUCCUGAGUGGAGACGAGAAGGUUGCUGUGUGUUCCUACUAUGCACAUCACCUGUCAGUGUUCAGCUUGGAAAGCAUGUCCCAUCUCCACACCCUUGAGAGCAGAGAAUCCAUGCUUUUCUUACACAAUGCCGCCUUGACCUAUAACGGCCAUUAUCUGGUGCUCUCCAAUUACAGCGAGAAGGAGAAAGUCAGCUAUGUAACACUAUGGAAUUUAGCCACGGGAAAGGUUAGGAAAAGACUGAAAAAUGAGCCAAAUGUCUGCUGUACAGCCAUUGCUGCUGAUGCUAGUAGGAUAAUUUUUGGAGUGAUGGUGGAAAACAGGAUAAAGAUCUGGGAUCCGUUUAAGCAUAAGCACAAGCUAAUUCAAGGUUACGAAGGUCUUCAUCUAACUGUGUGCAGCAAACUACACAUAUUAGAUGGAGCAAAGGCUGUUCUGCUUGCAGGUGAAGUCAGUAUCUGGGAUUUGGAAAGUGGUACAGUUAUAUCAGUCUUUACACCAGACAGCAAAAUCUCCUGCAUGACAGUUGCGUUUGAUAGAAACACCGUUCUUUUGGGUUUGAGUGACAACCCUACUCUCAUUACUUUGAAAAUGCUGAGCACCAACACCGCUGCAAGUUCAACAGGAAAAAAUUUGUUUGGAGAGGAAUCCUCAAGCAGUGAAGAAGAACCUGAAGUUAUUUAAAAGCCAAAAUUUUAACCAAGGACACUCAAAGGGAAGAAUACUACUUGUCUUACUCAAGCAUAUAAGCCAAGCAAGUCAGAAGGAAUCUCAGCAUUCAUACUUAUUAUGGUUUUCAUCAGAACUCCAGUACUUUUAUAGCUUUAUUUCAAUACCAUUUGUCAGAUACAAAUAAAAGAAUAUUACAAAACCUAGGAGCUAAAGAGCUGUGUGGGGUGUUCCAGACAUGCACUAGGGACUUUCAGUCUCACUCCACCCUGUGUCAAGGUACCCCUGGAGUGACAUUUUGUGAGGCAAAUGGAGAAUGCAGUGUGAAAGGGAAAACUGACUUCUUUCCACAUGCACAAAAACUUUUAUUAUACAUGUACAUGUUUCUUUGGAUCCCAGCCUGUGUGUGCAUUACUGAAAAAGGCGGCAAUAUAAAAAUGUUCUGUUCCAUUUUUACAACCAAAAUGGUUUUUAUUCAUAAAACAUAGCAUGCAAAAUAUUAGAUCCAAGUAAUUGAUACACUUCAGUGGCACAGUUCUUAUUUGCAUGUGCCCAGGCUUACAAAAUUUAGAACCAAGAGGGAGAUUGUCAAACCACAGCAAGCAAACUUAUUUUAAAAUCAUUAGAAGUUCAUAGCAAUGACAGUUUCUUAAAAAUGGGAAACAUUAUCAUUUUGCUAAGAUAGGGCUAAGAGUCAGGUUGUCAAUUGGAAGCAGAGGAGACACAGGAAUUGCAGACGCUAGUCUGGGCAUUCCCAGUGUAGGAAUAGUGCAGAUAUUUAAUGCACACCAUUACCUGGUUGCAGAAUUAUCAUGCCUAGAAACAGAUCUGAAAUGCACAAGUAGUUUUACAAUCAGUGGAAGGUGUUGAAUAUGGUGUUAAGCACACAGGAGCGAAUACAUCCAAAACCAGUUCCCAGUCUCCUUCAAUCAGCUGGGAUCAAGUCACUGUUCAAAAUAUGUCCUCUUUCUUAGAAUUUCAACAACAUGCUAGUACCUUGGGACUUAAAUUUUCCUAAUCGUUGCAUUAUUUUGUUCAGGACACUGGGGAGAAGCAACUAGACAUCCAAAAUAAAUACAUAUAUCUGUGCUUGCAUUUUGUUUUUCCCAAAAAUCCUGAACAGAAGACAUAUUAUUUAUGGAAGAAGACUUUCUCUUCCCCUGGGGGAUAGUUCACAAUCAAUGUUGCCCCAUGAAAUUGUGAGACACUGUUUCAGAAUCAGUUGAAACAAGUGUCCCAUUCCUCUAUGGAAUACAGAAGUAACAAUUCAGCUGAUAAAACCCGACACCUAACAAUAACAGCAGUUCCCAGUUAAAGUAGGUAAUAUAUAAGGUCCCAGAGAUGCUGCUACUCACCCUUACAAAAUGAAAAAUGUCCACCUUAAGUGAAGUAUCUGGUCAGAGUUUGUGAUAACAUUUUUGUGUGUGUGAAAGUAUCCAGAAC